Molecule: messenger RNA, 1498 nt
Organism: Dioscorea cayenensis subsp. rotundata (Guinea yam)
Lineage: Eukaryota; Viridiplantae; Streptophyta; Magnoliopsida; Dioscoreales; Dioscoreaceae
Product: pentatricopeptide repeat-containing protein At4g38150
Exons: 1
Coding region: 62-1258 (398 amino acids)
Molecular function (GO): protein binding
Source: RefSeq, a predicted model, not a curated record
UGUUGUCACUCAAAAACCCUAAAAACUCUCUCCUUGAAGCUUGAAGCUUGAAGCUUGAAGCAUGGCUCCGAGACUUCUCCUCUCUAAUCUCACGAGAAUUUUGUGCAAUUUGCGCAAAGAUCUAAGCUUUGAGAGCGCGAGCUGUUGGAUUUCAUCUCUAUCAAUGUCCACAGCUCGUCUCAGUACAAUCCCUGGUAGAAAUCGAAGAGAAAGAGAUCCCUCCGAGGACGAAUUCCUCCGGAGCCUCAACUUCGGAGAUGAUGAAGAUGAUCAGAAGCAUGAGAACCUCCAUGAGAAGCGGCCGUUGAGAGGUGUCAAAAGGCCUGAGCUUUCUCAUGGCGAGAGGCGAUCAGUUGGAGCUGCUGAAGAUUUCAGUGAUAAGGAGUUUGGAAAGCCAGAUAGAAUCCCUAGAAGUUCUUUUAAUCAAAGGUCUGAUAGAGUUUUCAGAGGAGAGAAAGCUGGAGAAUUUGGGAUGAAUUCUGAAGCUCCAAGGCGGCGGCGAUCCGGCAAUGAAUCCAAGUUUGAUGGUCGUUUGAAUGAUUUGAAUAGCAAGGAUGAAAGAAGAGAUCGAUCUGGAACUUCUCUCUUUGAAAAAUUGAAUCUUGGGAAAGGUUCUGGUGGAGUUGAGAAGAAGGAAGGACCAUCAGCUGAAAAGCCGAAAACUGAAUCUUUAGAGUCUGAAACUUCAGUUCAGGAUGCAGAUGAGAUAUUCAAGAAAAUGAAAGAGACGGGGUUGAUACCGAAUGCGGUCGCAAUGCUUGAUGGACUCUGUAAGGAUGGUUUGAUCCAAGAUGCAAUGAAGCUGUUUGGUUUAAUGCGGGAGAAGGGAACAAUCCCUGAAGUAGUGAUUUACACGGCCGUGAUCGAGGGGUUCUGCAAGGCCGGGAAGUUUGAUGAUGCAAAGAGAGUGUUUAGGAAGAUGCAGAAGAAUGGGAUUGUGCCGAAUGCUUUCAGUUAUGGAGUUAUCAUUCGAGGUUUGUGCAAUGGUAUGAGCUUGGACGACGCGGUGGAGUUCUGUGAUGAGAUGUUGGAUGCCGGGUUUGCUCCUAAUCCGGCGACUUUCAUUGGUUUGAUUGAUGCAUUGUGUAAAGAGAAAGGGAUGGCGGAAGCUGAGGGUCUUGUGAAGCGGUUGCGACAGGAGAAAGGUUUUCCGGCCGAUGAUAAGGCUAUUCGAGAGCAUAUGGACAAGAAAGGGCCUUUUUCGCCGAUGGUUUGGGAGGCGAUUUUCGGGAAGAAAGGUUCGCAGAAGUUCUUCUGAAUCUUCCCUUUGGUGUUUUUGGUGAGGUAACUGAUACUUGAGAGCAUAAUCUUCAUGAUUUUUUUCUGCAUAUUCUACUUUAAUUUAUGAGCAUUGUGCUGUUCUAAAGCAAUGUGAAAGUUAGUUUUCGAUCAUUCGUCUUACAAUUAUUGUUCCAUAAACAAAGUAGAAGGUUAUUAAUGAGGAAGGUUGUGUUGAACUUCUCGAUAAUUAAAGAGUUCUCUAUGAUCAUUUUGAUAA